Messenger RNA from Ornithodoros turicata, 801 nucleotides. RefSeq lists its product as uncharacterized. The record is from RefSeq and is a predicted model, not a curated record. Lineage: Eukaryota; Metazoa; Arthropoda; Arachnida; Ixodida; Argasidae. The transcript has a single exon. Bases 1 to 801 code for a protein of 266 amino acids.
AUGCCCCACCACGCCGUAAUACGCGAAGAUCGGGAGACUACAAAAGUGAGGAUUGUCUUUGACAUUAGCUCAAAGGGACCAGGAUCCCAAUCCUUAAACGAUCUCCUCGCCUCAGGACCCAACCUCAAUCCGGGCAUGUUGCGGCUUCUGCCCAGCUUCCGCUCUAAAAGGGUCGCCAUCGUUGCGGACAUAGAGAAGGCUUUCCUCCAGAUCUUCCUCGACAAUCAAGACCGGGAUUACCUUCGCUUCUUCUGGUAUAAGGUGGCACCUACAGUAGACGGAGAUCUCCCUCCUCUUGAAGUAUGGCGCAUGACAAGAGUGCCGUUCGGCGCCACAUGCAGCAGUUUCCUUCUGGCCGCCACAAUUCAACAUCACCUACAGUCUCUAGCCUUGGAAUACCCUUGGACAACCAGCAAGCUGAGAGAUAACUUCUAUGUCGAUGUUACUGGAGCAGAUGACUACCCUCAAACUCAGCAGUUGUUCAAAGAAACUAUUCAAAUUUUCGAUAAGGCAAGUCUACCAGUUCGCAAGUGGCUCACCAACGAACCUGCACUUCAGAAACAGUUCGAAGAGCAAGGUUUAAGCCGUGCUACGACACUUUCUGUUAACGUCUUAGGAGUUACUUGGCACACCACGACCGAUGACCUAUGCUGUGCUCUGUCUUCCGUAUCCGAGUUCCUGAAGUCUAGCCCGUGCACAAAGCGACAAGUCUUGCGCGCCGUCUCUCGCAUAUUUGACCCAUUUGGAUUCUUGGUACCAUCCACUAUACCUGCCAAGAUUCUUUUCCAGCGCCUAUGGUAG